Messenger RNA from Panonychus citri (citrus red mite), 2942 nucleotides. RefSeq names its product opsin, ultraviolet-sensitive-like. Gene Ontology annotation, molecular function: G protein-coupled receptor activity. Lineage: Eukaryota; Metazoa; Arthropoda; Arachnida; Trombidiformes; Tetranychidae. The record is from RefSeq and is a predicted model, not a curated record. The transcript is spliced from 3 exons. Gene Ontology annotation, cellular component: membrane. Bases 546 to 1796 code for a protein of 416 amino acids. Gene Ontology annotation, biological process: G protein-coupled receptor signaling pathway.
UAAUUAUAAUAAAUUAACAAUAUUGCGAACUAAUUUUGUCUUUCUGAUUUCAUGUGAAUUUAAAUUUAUUCAAAAUUGAUAAUCUAUUAGUUUAACAAUUCAAACGAUGUAAUAGUUCAAUGUUGAGUUACAAUAAAAUCGGAUGCGCGAUUCAAUGUUUAUGGUGAUUAUGAUUCUUGAUGGAUCAACUCAGUUUACUUUUUCUUUCCCAGAACUAACAUUACCUUACAUUUCAACCUGAAAGUUUUGUUAAAAAAUAACUACAAACAUUUUCAUCAGUUAAAAGUGAAUCAAUCAGUUGACGAUACCAAUCAAACAUAAUAUUAAUCAUCUGAAUUUUAAUAAACAGUAAAAGUUAUGAAUUCAUCGCAUUUAACUUUGUGUUGAUUAGUUAUCGUUUCAACAUCAUAUUAAGUUAUGAAAAGUUGCUCGUUAAUUUUCAUCAGUUAAAUUCAGUUUUUUUCUCAUUCUUGUUAUUAUCUAUUGACUUGAUUAUUGCAUAUAUAUAAAGUGUCAUUUCAAUUAUUAUCCCUUCAACAAGUGAUAUGAUUACCAAUGUAUCUCUAUCAAAUAACUCAUCAAUAUCAUCCCAGUUAACCAACACUACUGUGGAUCAUCAUCUGCCCAAAACAUGGAGGGAUGUUAUUGAACCUUCAUUGGUCGGUUAUAUACCCGAUUUUUGGUUAAACUUUGAACCACCCAAAAAGUAUCAACAUUACAUCUUAGGUGUAACAUAUCUGCUAAUCUUGUUCCCAGCGAUUUUUGGUAAUGGAGCAAUAAUAUGGCUCUUUUAUCGCUGCCGUAAUCUACGAACUCCUUCAAAUAUAUUGGUCGUUAAUCUUGCCUUAGCUGAUCUUAUUCAGAACUUGAAAAUGCCGGUAUUCAUAUACAACAGUUUCAAAUGUGGACCGGCCAUGGGUCAGUUGGGGUGUAAAAUAUAUGGUUUCUUUGGUGGCCUUUCAGGAACCUCGGCGAUCAUGACGAUCGCCAUGAUGGCCAUGGAACGUUUAAAUUCAAUAUCUCGACCUUUAUCGCCACAUUCCCGUCUCUCAAUGCGUCGGGCUUUGGUCAUAUCUACACUUAUCUGGAUCUAUUCAUUAAUCUUUUCCACUCCUCCCGUUUUCCAAUUAUUCAAUCGAUAUGUUCCCGAAGGCUAUUUAACCUCGUGCUCCUUUGAUUAUUUGUCCAAAGAUCUUGUCUCACGAGUUUACAUAUUUGCGUUUUUCACGGCAGCCUGGAUAGUUCCACUUGCCCUGAUUGUGACCUCAUACGCGGGAAUUAUCAUUGCCGUUGAAAGAAACGAGUCAAUGUUCCAAAAGACUCAAGAUAAACUCUGCGAACGGGCCAGUUCAGUUUAUCGAGCUUCACUUCGAGAUUCUCGAGGUAGAUCAAUAAAAGAAAGCGGUAAAAUGGAAAUGAGACUGGUUAAAAUUGUUCUCUCAUUAAUUGCCUUCUGGAUACUCUCUUGGACACCUUAUGCCGUUAUCGCUCUUCUUGGACUUUUAGAUCAAUCCUACAUUACGCCAACUUCAUCCAUGAUCCCGUCUCUCUUUGCUAAACUUUCAUCAGUAGUUAAUCCUUACCUUUAUGGAUUAGGUAAUCCACGAUUUAAACGUGAAUUUCAACGGAAACUGUGUUCAUUUUGUUUAUCAACCAAAACGGUCACCGAAAGACGGACCGUAAUACAAUCAACGGUCACUAUUGGCGGUGACCCGGUCAAGGAAUCGUCACAAUUUGUUCACAUAUCAGAUGGUAAUUUAUCCGAAAUUGAAUUAUCCGAUUAUGAGAAACGGUGAUAAAAAUAAUUUACUUUUUUUCGAGAAACAAAUUAUUAAUAAUAACUAAUCAAUUGAACAGAUCAUUUAAAUUGUUAGCGAGGAAAAAAAGUUCUAAUUUAUUUUUAUGUAAAAAGAGAAACAGUUUAGAUUGACAAUUAACCGAAAAGAACCAAAUUAUGAACAAUUAAUUAAUCAAUUAUUCUCAAUCAUAAUGAAUGUUAAUAAUAAAAAUAUAAAUACAUAUAUUUAGGUGCUUGAUUAUCACGAGAAACAAUUAACCGAAAAAAAACAAAUUUAAUUACAAUCAAUGUGAUAAAUUGUUCCCAUUGGUUAUACCUGAUGAUAAAAUCAUCAAUUGAUUAUAUAAUCAUUAUGAUUAAGAAGCAAAUUAUCAAAUAAUAAUAUUACUUAUGUUAAUUAUUAGUAAAUAUUGAAAGUUAAUUGUUGAACAGGAACACAAUUUAUUGUAAGAUUAUCAUUAUUAUUGUUAUUGUUAUUAAUAAAUUAGUUAACUAAUUGAGUCAAGAUGUAGUUAAUUGUGGAAGUAUAAUUGAGGUGGAAAAAGUUAAUUCUAAUUGCGAGACUAAGUUAAUACAAUUAAUUUGAUAAAUAUAACGGUAAAUACUCAGGGGAUAUUGUAAUAGACAAUAUUAGUUACGAUUAAGGAACUGGAUUAGUGGAAAUCAUCAUCUGAAUAUCAAAUAUGAUUGUUAAUUGUUUACUUAUUUUUAUCACUUAAUUUUACUUGUUGAUUAUGCUGAUUGUUGGACGAAACAAUUAGCCUGAUUGUAGAUUAACUUCAAUGUCAAGGGCGUUAAUUGAUCAUGAUUAACAUCCCAUUUUCAUAAGCAAUUAAAUGAUUCCAAUUGGUUAAUUUAAUUUAAUUUAAUUUCACUUAUAAACUUACAUUGUUAGAUAAUUAUCUUUAAAUGGUCAAAUGAUUUAAUUGUUGAUCACCAAUCAAUUUUGUUUUACUUUGUCCUGUCAACAAUUAAAAAUAUUUUUCACCCGAUCAACAAUCAAUUCUGAUUAUUUUAUUGUUAUUACAUGAAUAACGUUAAUCAUUUGCUAUCUAAUUGUUUCAAUGUUCAAUUUUUUUCUGUGUCUUCUAAACAAUUAACUAACUAAAAAACAAUAAAGAAAAUAAAUUAUCCUGAAAAUUCA